Messenger RNA from Arctia plantaginis, 1059 nucleotides. NCBI's taxonomy places the organism in Eukaryota, Metazoa, Arthropoda, Insecta, Lepidoptera, Erebidae. The record is from the annotation of a GenBank genome assembly.
AUGAGUUCCAAGUUCAUCAUCGAUAGCAUGCUCCCGAAGUACCACCAGCAGUUCCACCACCAGAAUUUGUUCGCGGGUGCUGGGGCGUCGCCUAUAGAGGCGUCGCUGUCAUCUUCUCUGUCGUCGUCUCUGUCGACGUCGCUGUCGAGUUCGCUGUCAGGCGGGCUGGGAGCGGCAGCGCUGGGGGCAGGCUCGCCGGGCGCCGGCAGCCCGCAGCGCUCAUCAUCCUCGUCCUCGGCGUCACCGGGAGCGCCGGCGAGGAUGUAUCCUUACGUAUCGCAUCACCAGCAGUUUGCGGGUUCCGUGCCGUUCUCUGCUGGCGGUGGCCUCUCAGCGGCCGAUGACAAAAGUUGCCGAUACCCAACGGCGGUGGGCGGUGAUCCAAUGGUGAAUUACGCUCUCGGUCAGCACAACGGAGGUGCAGCGGUCUCGGCUGCAUCAGCCAGCAUGGCGGCUGCGGCACAGUUUUACCAUCAAGCAGCGGCUUCUGCUGCAUCAGCUGCGUCUGCUGCCACCGUUGACGCCAUGGGAGCGGCGUGCUCGCAGCCUUCAGCUCAGCCCCUUCCAGACAUACCGCGAUACCCCUGGAUGUCGAUCACUGAUUUUCCAUUUCCAGAUUGGAUGAGCCCCUUCGAUCGGGUGGUCUGCGGUGAGUUCAAUGGUCCAAAUGGAUGUCCACGAAGGCGAGGUCGACAGACGUACACGAGGUUCCAAACACUAGAACUAGAAAAGGAAUUCCACUUCAAUCACUACCUGACUCGCAGGCGCAGGAUAGAGAUCGCACAUGCCUUGUGCCUCACAGAGAGACAGAUCAAAAUCUGGUUCCAGAAUCGACGCAUGAAGUUAAAGAAAGAACUGCGAGCCGUGAAAGAAAUCAACGAGCAGGCCCGCAGAGACAGAGAGGAACAAGAAAGAAUGAAACAGCAACAGCAAGAAAAGCAGGCCAAACUGGAGAACCAGCAUCACGGACACCACGUGACCCACCAUCACGACCCAAUGAAGAUGCCCAUCGACAAGGGCUCCAACGACCUCCUCAAAGUGAACAAGGUCCCUACGUAA